Messenger RNA from Eupeodes corollae, 1464 nucleotides. Its product is annotated as phospholipase A2 hemilipin. The record is from RefSeq and is a predicted model, not a curated record. Gene Ontology annotation, biological process: arachidonate secretion; phospholipid metabolic process. Bases 458 to 1291 code for a protein of 277 amino acids. The transcript has 7 exons. Lineage: Eukaryota; Metazoa; Arthropoda; Insecta; Diptera; Syrphidae.
GUAGUCGCCGGUAAACCGACUUGUUUGGGUCUCGAAAUAAACAGUCGCGACGCCAAGCCAACGAACCGUGUUUUCAAUUUUGUGGUGUGUGGUGUGAAAUUUAAAUUGCGUAUUUUUUAAGCGCGUACUCGCUUUCUAUAUUGUUGGCUCAGAAGACUUGUUUCGUUCGUUGGUGUUUUUCUUCAUAAAAUUUGCUAAUCGAUUAAUGAUUUCUCAAUUAAUCAAGUUCUUUUAUUUAUGUAAAUAUAAAUUGUGUAUGUUGAAAGUUAAUACUUGACCAAUUUGUAUGAAUUGGAGUGCUGCUAUGUUAUGUAAAACUUAAAUAAAGAAUACAAAUCUGUUUAACAGAGAACAGAGAAAAAUCUUGUUCUCAAUGCAUUUAGUAACUUAAGUCUAUAAAAACAAACAUAACGUGUUUGCAACGAAUUCACAACAAAUUUCAUCAAAUUUUUAAAAAAUGUUGGUGCUAUGUUCAAAAAGGCGCACUCAGUUUGCAAUUUGUCUGCUGAGUGCAGUUCUUGGAUUUAUAACAACAACCUUGGCUAAACCGUUUAGUUUGCCACAAGUCAGUUUUCCAUCAUUUACAUCGAUAACACAACAAAUCAUAGAUAAAAGGAGUAUGAGGCAGAUGAAAACUUACAGUGGGAACCGAAUUAGUAACGAUUCACUGAUUAUGAUUUAUUAUCAUGAUUUGACGAUAGCUGUUGUUGAAUUAGGCCCACAGAAACUUUUGCUGAAUUGUGAACUCAUCGAAAUAUAUACCGACAAUGAUGGACAAACUCUCCUCAAAAACUUGUCCAAACUUAACCGACCGUUAGAAAUAAAUUUCCAACAAAUGCUGAAACUAAUGAGCCAAUGUGAGAAAGUUGACAAGCUUCUAUCAAGAUCAAGGAAAGGCAAAGAUGGACAACUUUCGACAACACCUCAACCGAAAAUUGCACCUCCCAUAUUUAGUGGAAUUAUCCCAGGAACCAAAUGGUGUGGCACUGGUGAUAUAGCAGAGACAUACAGUGAUCUUGGAACUGAAUCAACAAUGGAUCGAUGUUGUAGAGCGCACGAUUUGUGUCCAGUGAAAAUUCGAGCCUAUCAAACGAGAUAUGAUCUCACCAAUGAGUCUUUGUACACCAAAUCCCACUGCACCUGUGAUGAUAAGCUUUUUUCAUGUCUUAAAGAGACAAACACAACCGCAUCACAAUUGAUGGGAUCAGUUUAUUUUAAUUUAGUUCAAGUACCUUGUGUUUCUGAUGGACCAGAAGGUUAUCAGUUUCGGGCGGCCAAGAAGGGAUUCUAAGCAAAGCAAGGAAUUUCUUUGAAAAAAGGAAAAUAAAACGUGAUUUCUUAAACUUAUUAUUUUUGUUUUUAAAAAAUAUUGUUGUACAUUUUUGUUAUUAUUGACAAAAUUUUAUUAUAAGGUUGUGUUUAUUCAAAAAAAAAGAUUUUUAUUUAUGUUUUUUUUUUUUAAAU